Messenger RNA from Scaptodrosophila lebanonensis, 1682 nucleotides. RefSeq names its product zinc finger protein 37. Gene Ontology annotation, cellular component: nucleus. The coding region runs from base 147 to 1649 and encodes 500 amino acids. The transcript is spliced from 2 exons. Gene Ontology annotation, molecular function: zinc ion binding; RNA polymerase II transcription regulatory region sequence-specific DNA binding; DNA-binding transcription factor activity, RNA polymerase II-specific. NCBI's taxonomy places the organism in Eukaryota, Metazoa, Arthropoda, Insecta, Diptera, Drosophilidae. The record is from RefSeq and is a predicted model, not a curated record. Gene Ontology annotation, biological process: regulation of transcription by RNA polymerase II.
ACUGCUCAUUUAUGUAUAAACGUAGAAAAAAGUGUUCGUGUUAAGUUAUACUGCACAAUUAUAACAAAAACGAAAUAGUGUGAAUAGUGUGCUCCCGCUGCGAAAUAAGCAAAAACCCAACAACAAACAUAAACAAACAGUAUAACAUGGAAACCGAAGAGUCAAUAGCCGCAGAUACAAAUGCUGUAGCAUCAACAAAUGGCAUUUCCGAACAUGUAGAGCAUGAUAAGGAGGAAUACGAGAGGGUGGAGGAUGCCACAAAGGACCACCCGGAUGAAGUUAUUGAUUACCAAGGAGAAGUAGUAGAGGGCGACGACACAGUCAAUACUGAAGUGGUGGAGGAGGAGGAGGAGUAUGGAGGUAUGGAGAUGGGAGUGGCCGAGUACCUAGAGGGCGAAAUGCCUGAAGAGGAGGAUGAAAGCCACGUAAAGGAGGACGAAAACGCUCAAAUUCCAGAGAAAGGCGACCAGGAAGCUGAACCAGAGGAAGCUUCAUUUGUAGAAUCCGAAGAGGGUGAGCUUAUCACGGGGGACGGGGACGACCCACAGCCCAAAACAGUAAUACAUACCACAGAGAAUAAUGAUGCCAGCGUAAGUGCACGUGCAAGCGUACAGCAAAAGGACGAAGUUGAUGAGAACCAGUGCCGUGUCUGCACUGGUAAGAAGGAACUAGUCAGCUUAUUUAAAAAGGUAGCCAAUGCUACGCCCGCUGACAUGCUAAUGACGAUAUGUCCCAGUGUAUCCAUUGCGUUGAAAGAUUACAUGCCGCAGUUCAUCUGCAACGGAUGUCUCGACAGCGUUACAAUUGCCAUAAAUCUGAAGAAUAAGCUGGAGACGACCGAAAGGGACCUGCGCAAACACUUGUCACGUAGUAAAAACAAAGUGCGUCGACCGCGCGGCUAUGUGGUAAUCGAUGCCCCUGUCUCAGAUUCUGGUAGCGAGGAGGAGGAGCUCAAUGACGAUGUAGAAUUCAAGGUAUCUGACGUGGGUGGCUCCACAACAGCGGAAAGCGACUCGGCGGAUUCGGAUAUAAGUGAUAAGCGUAAAAGGACGUCGGGUAGGGGCCGACGUAAACGUAAACAGGGAAGAAAACGUGCAGUGUCGGGCAGCGGCAACAACAACGACGAUGAUGGAAUUGGCCACAAAAAGAAAUGUAUAGCACCGGCAGCCGCAAGUCAAGGACCCUUCGAAUGCGAUCGUUGCGACUUGACGUUUUCACGAAAGCAAUCCUACGUUUUGCAUCGCAAAACGCACGACCCAAGCCGAGAAAUUCAGUGUGAGAUUUGCAAUAAAAUAUUUAAGGUGCAGCGUGCGUUUCAAACUCAUAUGGAACGUCAUGAACUAGAGCGCUUGCAAUUCAAUUGUGAACUUUGCCCCGAGGCAUUUAAGCUGCGCGCAGAAUUGAAGCGCCAUAUGUCUAUGAAGCAUGACGAAGAUGGCCUGAUAUAUGAGUGUAAGCGAUGUCACCGCACUUUCCUUACGCAGACACGUUUGCAGCGGCAUCAGAGUCUGAAUUGUCCGCGACUGCCCGACGUGAAGAGCACUAAACGCAGCACUGUUAGUGGCGAAAAUUUGACGCAGGGUCGGGACCUUUUCAAGUCGGUGGCGCCUCCUACCACUACCUAUUGGAGUGACAGUUUUUCUGAAUAAAUGUCGCACGUUGCUUCAUGCAAGACUUUAUGU